This is a messenger RNA of Psilocybe cubensis, 945 nucleotides long. RefSeq lists its product as uncharacterized. Lineage: Eukaryota; Fungi; Basidiomycota; Agaricomycetes; Agaricales; Agrocybaceae. The record is from RefSeq and is a predicted model, not a curated record. Gene Ontology annotation, cellular component: mitochondrial inner membrane. The coding region runs from base 1 to 945 and encodes 314 amino acids. Gene Ontology annotation, biological process: proton transmembrane transport; potassium ion transport. The transcript is spliced from 5 exons.
AUGGUUGCGUUACCCGCCCUUAAAAAGAUCAGAAUCGUUGCUCUCCCACUCACGCGCCCGAGCGGAACAAUGCUCUCAUCGGGUCAACUGGGCCGCUUGACGUACUACCAAUUCCAAAUCUCUGCGAAGCAGAAGCAGGCGUCAGCGUCGGAGAAGGGUCAGGUCGCUGUUGAUGGCGAAGCUGAAGUGGAGAAGAAGGGGUGGUUGCCGGAGGAAGGAGUAACCAACUGGGUUUCGAAAAAGGCGGCGGAUAUUUGGGCUGGGUUCGGGAAAGCAAAAGGGGGCUGGAAGUUGAAGACUUUCCAGCUCGGAGAAAAGAUGGUGGAUAGACUUGAAUUUGAAGAACUGGCUCUUAAGAGCUUCGAUCCUUCUAUGGGCCCUUCGAUUACACAGCUCAAGCGCAGUCCGGUCUUGGACAAGAAGAAGCCUACGAUAAUCCCUCUCAUAUACCCUCCAUCACAAUUAACGCCUUCGGCAGCAUUAUCAGAGUUGAGCGCGUAUACGGGGCAUCGAAUGCCGCGCCAUCGACGUGGAUUCUUCUUCUGGAUGGCGGUCGCUCCCCUUACUGCGCCUUUCAUGCUUAUUCCCAUUGUUCCCAAUCUGCCGUUCUUCUUCUGUGUAUGGCGAUCAUGGUCACAUUAUAGAGCAUACAAAUCUUCCCAAUACCUGCACUCCCUUCUAGAGCAUAGACUAAUUGUACCAGAAGCAAGCGACGAGCUGGAUCAAGUAUACCAAACACAUUCAAUACCCCCACCUCCGCUUCAGCCGUCAUCCACUGCGUUUGAUACAGAUGUACCUCGGCACGCUCUUCUACUGGAUCGAGACGCGGUGCCCGCUAUCCUAUCCUUGUUGUCGUUGAAAACCGAGUCGACUGCCGCGGCGGACCUGUAUCGCGCGGUGGAACAGGCUCGGGUGAGGGUGUCGUCUGGCCGUGCACAGCUCUAG